UAUUGCCGCUAAACACAUGGGCUGUGGAGAGCUACCCUGCAGUUUCAUCCCAGCAGUUGGAUGAAACUGCGGUAGACCCUCCGCCUCCCUGCGGUAGACUGCACCUUCCGUUUGAACUUCUGGACGCUUCGACGGCCGCUCUCGUGACCUCCGCUCCACCCCGAUUUUGAUUUUACCCUCUGUUGCAUGCCUGCUCGAAAGAGUCCCAGGAGAGCAAGAGAGUAGCUUUCUGAUGCCAGUGCCCUGUUGUUCAGGCAAAUUUAUUAUCAUUCUCACAGGAUGGCAGCUGUUGAUCUCUCCUCCACAUGUGCUAUAUCCACCGAGGACCGUCUCCACAUCCAGGAGUCAGAAAUUCCUCUUGCUUCAAAAGACCAUUCUUGUCAUCAGGAUGUGGACCUGUUUGCGUAUAAUGGUUUGGAGCCUCAUAUGCCAACUAAUGUUGGUUCCCAGGACUCAGUGACUUUCCAGGAUGUUGCAGUGGACUUUACUGAGAAGGAGUGGCCCUUGCUGGAUUCUUCUCAGAGAAAACUGUACAAAGAUGUGAUGCUGGAAAACUAUACUAACCUAGCCUCAGUGGGGUGUCAGGUGAGGAAACCCAGCCUCAUCUCCCACUUGGAACAAGAAGAGGAGCUGAGAACAGAGGAGGGGGUACUUCCCCAAGGCACAUGUACCGAUUGGGAGAUUCCAUCUAAGACCAAAUGGUCCAUACUCAUGGAAGAUAUUUUUGGGAAGGAAACAUCCAGUCGUCUGACAAUGGAAAAAACCCAUGUUGGAGAAAAAUCCACUGAAUAUGCUCAACUGUUUGAAGUCUUCAGCAUGGGUGCUCAUCUUACUCAGCAAAUGGGAAGGCACACUGGCAAGAGGCCCUGUCACCAGCGGGACUAUGGGGUAGUUUUCAAGAAUAGGCCACAUCUAACCCAACAUGUGAUCAUUUACAAUGGGAGAAAAAUGCAUGAAUGUCAUCAGUGCCAAAAAGCCUUUACCACAAGUGCUUCCCUUACACGGCACAGGAGAAUACACACUGGGGAGAAACCCUAUGAAUGCAAUGUCUGUGGGAAAGCUUUCAAUGAUCCCUCAGCCCUUAGGAGUCAUGCAAGAACUCAUCUCACAGAGAAGCCCUUUGACUGCAGUCAGUGUGGAAAUGCAUUUCGAACCCUCUCCUCCCUGAAGAUACACAUGAGAGUUCACACUGGGGAGAGACCUUACAAGUGUGAUGAAUGUGGGAAGGCAUAUGGCAGGAGCUGCCACCUCAUUGCACACAAAAGAACACACACUGGAGAGAGACCCUAUGAAUGUCAAGACUGUGGGAAAGCUUUCCAGCAUCCCUCACAUCUCAAAGAGCAUGUCAGGAAUCACACGGGAGAGAAACCCUAUGAAUGCACACAGUGUGGAAAAGCCUUUCGAUGGAAGUCUAACUUUAAUUUGCACAAGAAGAACCACAUGGUAGAGAAAACAUAUGAAUGUAAAGAAUGUGGGAAAUCGUUUGGUGAUCUCUUAUCACGGAGAAAACACAUGCGAAUUCAUAUUGUAAAGAAACCUGUUGAAUGUAGGCAGUGUGGGAAAGCAUUCAGAAACCAGUCCAUCCUUAAGACACACAUGAAUUCUCACACUGGAGAGAAACCAUAUGGGUGCGAUCUAUGUGGGAAAGCCUUUAGUGCGAGCUCAAACCUGACUGCACACAGGAAAAUACAUACACAAGAGAGACGCUAUGAGUGUGCUGCCUGUGGGAAAGUCUUUGGUGAUUAUUUAUCCCGGAGGAGGCACAUGAGCAUUCAUCUUGUAAAGAAACGUGUUGAAUGUAGGCAGUGUGGGAAAGCCUUCAGAAACCAGUCAACUCUUAAGACACACAUGAGAAGUCACACAGGGGAGAAGCCUUAUGAAUGUGAUCACUGUGGGAAAGCCUUCAGCAUAGGCUCAAACCUUAAUGUUCACAGGAGAAUACAUACUGGGGAGAAGCCCUAUGAAUGCUUGGCUUGUGGGAAAGCCUUCAGUGACCAUUCAUCUCUUCGGAGUCAUGUUAAAACUCACCGAGGAGAGAAACUUUUAGUGUCAUCAGUCUGGAAGAGGCUCCAGUGACACACCUUUAAAAAACAUGAGAGCCCUGGCUGGUUUGGCUCAGCAGUUAGAGCGUUGGC
Molossus molossus (Pallas's mastiff bat) is the source of this 2135-nucleotide messenger RNA. RefSeq names its product zinc finger protein 317 (gene ZNF317). The transcript has 7 exons. Lineage: Eukaryota; Metazoa; Chordata; Mammalia; Chiroptera; Molossidae. Bases 280 to 2076 code for a protein of 598 amino acids. Gene Ontology annotation, biological process: negative regulation of transcription by RNA polymerase II; regulation of cytokine production; regulation of immune system process. The record is from RefSeq and is a predicted model, not a curated record.